GAGUCUUACUCUUUUGGGCAGGCUGGAGUGCAGUGGCGCGAUCUUGGCUCACUGCAACCUCUGCCUUCUGGGUUCAAGUGAUUCUCCUGCCUCAGCCUCCUGAGUAGCUGGGAUUACAGACGCCUGCUACCACACCUGGCUAAUUUUUGUAUUUUUAGUAGAGGGAGGUUUCACCAUGUUGGCCAGGCUGGUCUAAAACCCCUGACCUCAAGUGAUCCACCUGCCUCAGGGGUUUUGCUCGUUUUCUGGGGCAGUGUUUUGGGGUUUGCCUUUCCUCUGUGAGGUGCCGGGUUUUCCAGCAGGGUGUCGUUGUGGGAGGAACGGGGUGUUCACCAUGGCAACAGCUAAUGCUGCCAGCGUGUGAUGAGUGUUGCCUGCCAGCACUGGUGGGCGCUUUCCGCUGCCCCCGUGUAGCCCCCACCACCACCUGUGAGAAGGCAGCGCCACUCCCACUGUGCAGACGAGGGAUUGAGGCUCAGGAGGCGGCAGCUGUAGGGGUGGGCUUGGGGUCCGGGAGGAGCCGCCCUGCAGGCCUCCUGUGAAGCAGCGGGCUUCAUGGCUCUUCCCCCGUCCUCCUCACCUCCACCUGGGCCUGGGGACGGCUGCCACACACCUGCUUCUGCUGCAUCGCGCACACUAAGUUCUCCUGAGACCCAAGCCUCAGAGGACCGCCUCAGCCCCGGGUUGAGCCUGGCUGGCAUCUGAGAACCCAUGUGGUCAGGAGAUUGCAGCUGAGAAGGCGCGAAGCUGCUGGUCCCUGAAAAGCUGCCGCCUACCCUGGUCUGGAGCCCCUGCGAGCUGGCGUAGAGCAGGAAGGGGUUGCAUCACAGCUGAGUCCUCCCCUGCGCAGCGCAUGGUACCGAUGCCACCCCACCGAGGGCUGUUCUGGGGCCCAGGGGCCACGUCAGCCAGGGUGUCGUCCGCCGGGCGUUUGGAGUAAGCAGGGAAAGGUGUCGGCGUCCAGCAUCCUGGUGCGGAGAACGCUGCCGAACCACUGUGAGAAGGCGGGGAGACUGCUUGUCAGGCCGAGCUGACUUCCUGGGCGGUCGGGAGAAGGAUGUGCAGACUGUGGAACUGGCGGGUGUCAGGGACCAGAAGUUACGAAGGCGGUGGGAAGAGGAGCAGCUGCGGGAAGAAGGAUUGGCUGCCAAGACCAUGGGCUGUGGGCAUCCUCAGGGCAGGAGCUGGGUGGAAGAGGGGCCUCUUCAGUCCUCUUGGAAGCGAAGGGAUCGACUACAAGACCACCACAAUCCUGCUGGACGGCCGGCGCGUGAAGCUGGAGCUCUGGGACACGUCGGGCCAGGGCCGGUUCUGCACCAUCUUCAGGUCCUACUCCAGGGGCGCUCAGGGGAUCCUCUUGGUGUAUGACAUCACCAACCGCUGGUCCUUUGACGGCAUCGACCGCUGGAUCAAGGAGAUCGAUGAGCAUGCACCCGGAGUCCCCCGGAUCUUGGUUGGAAACCGGCUGCACCUGGCCUUCAAGCGGCAGGUCCCGACGGAGCAGGCCCGUGCAUACGCAGAGAAGAACUGCAUGACCUUCUUUGAGGUCAGCCCUCUGUGCAACUUCAAUGUCAUCGAGUCCUUCACGGAGCUGUCCCGCAUCGUGCUCAUGCGGCACGGCAUGGAGAAAAUCUGGAGGCCCAACCGAGUGUUCAGCCUGCAGGACCUCUGCUGCCGGGCCAUCGUCUCCUGCACCCCCGUGCACCUCAUCGACAAGCUUCCACUGCCCGUCACCAUCAAGAGCCACCUCAAGUCCUUCUCGAUGGCCAACGGCAUGAACGCGGUCAUGAUGCACGGCCGUUCCUACUCCCUGGCCAGCGGGGCCGGGGGCGGCGGCAGCAAGGGCAACAGCCUUAAGAGGUCCAAGUCCAUCCGCCCACCCCAGAGCCCCCCCCAGAACUGCUCGCGGAGUAACUGCAAGAUCUCCUAGCGGGGACGGGCGGGGCCGCCUGUGCAGAUGCCAGGAGGGCUCGAGCUGGACACUCCUGGCUGGACGCCAGGCCAGUGCCGCCUGCGUGGAGACUGUCCACACAGCUGCCUCAGAAGCGCCGGGCUUUCCUCACACCUGAGCCGGGUGCGAGGAGGAGCAUGCACGGACCACGCGCGGCAGGCGGGAGGAGGGGGCGCGGCUGGGCUGCUGGUGCUUCCGGGAAUCUUGGUCUGAAACAAGCCGGGCCUCCCCAGCUGCCUGGGCUCGACCGGCGGGGAACCUGGUUGGCCUUUCUUAUUUAUAUAGAGAACACUUCACUUUUUUGUACAUUUUUAAGGGGCCUUCAGGGAAGCCUGGGUGUGGCCCGGUGGUGGUGCACUGGUGACUUCAUGGCCACGCCAGCUGUGGGGACGCACUUGGGACUCCUCGAGAGGGGAUUCGCAGCCGCGAUGGCAAGGCAUCCUGUGAAUUCAUGCACUGCGAGUGGCGGGGCUGCCCAGAGGCCGGGGGAGCAGACAGGGCCGGUGCUCCCUCUGGAAGCUUGGGUGACCUGGUCCCUGGCUCCCACGGGAUGGAGGGUGUGGUCCUGUGGUCAGAGCCCAAGCAGCACUCAGGAGAGGGGAGAAAGGAGGUGCACCUGGGAGCCCACACUUUUGUUGCUCCCCAAAUCCCUCCCCACAUGGGGCUGAGAACCUUCCUGCUGUGAUGUGACACCUUCGGGGACAUUGACCACUCAAAACUCAGAUCAUCUCGCCCACCCUGGAGAGUGCAGAGCUAUCUGUAGACUUAGGAAUACUCGAUGGGCAGCGGUACAGACCCCGGACACCUGCGUGCAGCCUCCUGUUCUCGGCAGCUUCUGUCGCUGGCCCUGGGGUCCCCACAGCUGCAGCUCUCCUGUGAGGUUGCACGGCAUCAGAACCAUCCUGACCUUCUUAGGGACGUGCCUGGAACCACCUCGUCCACGUCCAUGUCCACCUGGGGGUCUCGGGAGGCUAGGCCCCUCCUCAAAGGCCCACCAGCCCGGCGCUCAUGCUGAGCCCCAGGCACGCAGGGCCGGCCACCUCUCUCCUGAAGCCAUUGGCUGCUCCUCCACCCAGUGCUUCUGCCCAUGCCUGCCCCAGCAGCCCCUCUGCAGGGUUGCCGUCGCCUGGGCCUGCCCACAGCACUGGUGCUCACCUCUACCUCCUGUCCUCAGGCCGUGCGGCACAACAUGGCCAGCACGCAGAAGGAGCCCUCCCGGGACCCAGGACCCCCCCGUGGUGGACUCCGCGGCACAUGCUUCCCAAGGUGGUCCCACGGAGGGUGUUACUGGGCACCAGUGGACUCGCCCCAUGGCCCAUUCCAGGGAGAUGAGGGCUGUGGCCUGCGUGAACUACCAGAUGAGUAAGGGAACCCCAGGCAGGCGGCCCUGCCACAGCCCCCAAAGACACUGGCCUCCUGCUCCACCUUCCCUGUCCUGGCCCCACCUGUCCUGUUGCUGCCAGCAGGGCCCUUGUUUGGGAUUAUGAACAAACCUCACACACUUUGAGGACCUGGAUGGUCCUGCAUUCACGGCAUCAACACUACCGGCACUGCUGUUAGACACUCCGCCAUUCCUGGUUCUUUGCGAACCGUUCUUUGUACAGUAAAUGUAAUUCAGCUGUG
Molecule: messenger RNA, 3574 nt
Organism: Gorilla gorilla gorilla (western lowland gorilla)
Lineage: Eukaryota; Metazoa; Chordata; Mammalia; Primates; Hominidae
Gene: RAB40C
Product: RAB40C, member RAS oncogene family
Exons: 7
Coding region: 1058-1930 (290 amino acids)
Biological process (GO): intracellular signal transduction
Molecular function (GO): GTP binding; GTPase activity
Source: RefSeq, a predicted model, not a curated record